Messenger RNA from Schistosoma haematobium, 7386 nucleotides. Its product is annotated as Magnesium transporter nipa2. The transcript is spliced from 5 exons. The record is from RefSeq and is a predicted model, not a curated record. Gene Ontology annotation, biological process: magnesium ion transport. The coding region runs from base 3796 to 4605 and encodes 269 amino acids. Gene Ontology annotation, cellular component: membrane. NCBI's taxonomy places the organism in Eukaryota, Metazoa, Platyhelminthes, Trematoda, Strigeidida, Schistosomatidae. Gene Ontology annotation, molecular function: magnesium ion transmembrane transporter activity.
CGCGCUUUGAUUAUAUGCACCAGUGCAGUCGAGGGCUAGAAAAGCACACACUGGACUAUGAUAUUAGACAUUAUACAUUGAAUCGCAACUGCUUAUUGAUAAUUCUGAGAUGAAAAUAAUUUAUCACAUCACGUCGAAUUGUGGGAAUAACCAUAACUCACAAUACUUCGUGUCAUUAAUGCAAACCGUAUUUUGUUUACUAUUUUGUUUUAUGCUAGCAAUUCACCAGCUAGUGUGAUGGCAAAUUUUUGGUUGGGGAUACAGUUUGCUGGAAUUGGACAUUUUAGUACUGGACAACUUUGUGGGCUUUCAAUUCGUGAUUCUUUACAUUACUAAAAGUGUUAUGAAUAUUAUACUAUGCAUAUUGGUGUUAAUAAAUCAGACUAUUUACCAUCAUUGAUAGUGCAGAAAUCACCUGUUAACUUUUAUAUUGGACUUUGCCUCGCCUUAUUGUCGACCUUAUUCAUUGGAACUAGUUUUAUAUUUAAAAAGCUUGCACUUCGUCGAAGUUCCAGGAAUGGAUUUAGCGCUGGUGAUGGAUCCCUAAGUUAUUUGUGUGAAUGGAUGUGGUGGAUGGGUUUUAUUCUAAUGGGUAUUGGUGAAUUUGCCAAUUUUGUAGCGUAUACAUUCGCUCCAGCUAUACUAGUGACACCGUUAGGUGCAUUAUCUGUACUUGUUAGUGCACUGUUAAGUGUACGCUUUUUAAAUGAACGUUUAAAUUGUAUUGGUGGAUUUGGAUGCGGUAUAUGUAUAUUAGGUUCAACUUUAAUUGUAUUACAUGCACCAAAAGAACAAAAUUUAACAUCACUACAUGAAAUGUGGUUAAGAGCUACCGAUCCAUGUAAGUUUUAUAUUCUAUAUUGUACAUUCACAACAUUUUAUCUCUAAUAUGACUAUUCGUGUUCCUUUUUACAUAAUCAAUGAAGCAUAAGAAUUCCCAAUAAGAAUAACAACAAGCUAAAUUGAUGUGGCCACAAAAUAUUUAUUAUUUGGAUCUCUAUAACUUUGGCAUGAUUUUACAAGUAAAAUAUCAAAUCACAAUCAAUAUUACAAAUGAUAAGUCUCAAUGGGUGCAUAAUUAAGAUUUUUAAAAUAUAAAACAGUCAACUAUUGAGUGGUUUACUGGGGUGUUACUUACAGAUCGAUGAAAGACAAUCACAUCAAUUAGUGAGUUAGACAAAAAAGAAAGAACUUACAAUUAAAAUUAUUCAUUCAAAAAAUGUACUAUAAAACAAUCAUUUUGACUGAUUACAUCAUGAGGAACAAACAAAAUAAUUCACUAACUAUCCAAGUUUUAUAGUUUGAUUUGGUUUAGUGAUUUAUACAAGUUGAUUAGAUACUAACUAUAAACAAGAUUUUAUCAGCAACUGUUAGUAUUUGAAUAGUUUUUCAUAGUUCAAUUAUACAUCACAGGUAACUGUCUCAGUCCUAGUUGUAAACUUUUUAGUUAAACUCCAUUCAUCCAUGUAAAGUUGUUAGCGAAACAUUUUUGCAAUGUCCCAUGAUUUUCUAUAAUUCUCUAGUUGAUAUGAGUCUUUUCAUAUUCGACUAAUUUCCACAAUAACUUGAUGAAAUUGGUUGCUCACUUAGAUUAGCCUUUUUCUUUCAUAGCAUAGGAACUUUUUUCUGACAGCUUAGUAGUUAAGUAAACUAAACAAGCAUCCAUAAUAGUAGAACAUUGGUUUUAGGCUGAUAUUUAAACAAAAUUAGGGAAGAAAUGGGUGAUCGAUAAACGUAUGUUGAAAAACUGGCCGAUAUUAUAUCUUUCUGUACGUGUUGCACACAAAUCUAUUUUGUCAUUCUUUAAGGUAAUGAGCAAUUUUUAACUCAACUCAGAAAGACAUAUUACUUACCCAUAACACCAGAAAAUUGUUCCACGUAUCCCAAUACCUCAGUAUGUAAUAUGAUGUCUGUCCAGUGUCCCUGAAGUAUUUACAAGAGAGUUUGAUAUUUCCCGAUGAAGUUCUCCUCUACUCACUCAAAGAUUACUAACUACUCAAUCUUGACUCAGUUCGGAUAGUAUUUCUACAUUCUAAAUAGUACUGAAAUCUAUACUAUACCUCAGACUCUGAUUGACACCUAAAUUACCUUGGAGUAUCUACAUCAAUAAGCGCACAAAUAAGUUGUUCUAAGAAUGUAUCAUUAAGAAUGCAAAGAAUCUUGUUCAUCUACAACGGCUUCACAUGGCAUAUAAAAUUGUUGAGGUUCAAAAUCGGUUUUCCCUGUCAAUCCUUUAUUUUUUCUAUACACGAUUCUACUUACUCUCCAUGUUUUAUUGCGUACUCACCAGUAAGACGAUGAAAUGUUUCAAUGGAACAUCGACGGUAUGUACCCUUGUGAUUUGUAACUAUGCGUGUCACCAACAUCGUACUUCACUUUAGAGUUUACUUUGAACAAACAAAAAACAAACCUGAUUUAUUAAUGUUCCCAAUGCAAUUUAGAUCAAAAGGAGCAUGUAUCUGACAUGCCUUUUUAUUCAUACGAACUCAUUCCUACUUCAUAAUGUUGUAGCGUGGUGUCAGGUCGCGAUAGACUAUGAACACCACUACAAAGGAACGCAUGCCAGGAUAUCCAUAAAACCUCCCGGAAGCCAAAUAUCAGAAGGCAGUUAAUGGACCAAGUCGAGAUAUAUUUGCUGGCGAUCUCGUGGUAUCGAAAGAAUACCGAGAUCGUGCCAGGUACAAGCUUGGUUACAGAACGUAACCGAAUUCGCGCGAGGUCACAAUCAAAGUGUAAGAAUAAUGAAUGCUUUUUAGCACAGUUAAACAAAAGCACAUUAAAACUCACUGGUACAAUUGGUUAUAAUAAUUGUUUUCAAUAAACCAGUCGUGUUCUCGUGAUAAAAGUGAGUCACUACAAUGUCACAACAGAUUAUGUCUUAGUAAAUUCAAAGAAUUUAUUUAACUCUUAUGUUGGCUCACCAGUUUAGCGACCCGAGAUCUGACUCCGAUUUGGACGAGCGUAUGAAUACUCUAAGAAUAUAGAUCUUCCAUUUAAUUAUGUUACACUUAAGUUAACCUGUGUGUGUGGAGAUAAUAAAAAACCAAAUGCAGAUUAAGCUGGAUUGGUUUAUUUCAUACAAUAGUUUAUUCAGACUAUUCAGAAAUUAAUAAUGAGAAGCGGGAGAGCUAAGCGAGACGAAGAAUACAACUGUACCAACUCCUUUUGAUAAUGUGUGAAUCAAUAUUUACAGCCAGACAAAAACGAGCUAAAGACUUGUAAUAAAUGGAGUCAGCGAUACACACACACACACAUCUAAAAACCAGUCAAGGUCAAUAAGCGAACAAUUGACAAGGUCAAAAUGUGGCUCAAGUAGAGUAAAAUCAAUCGAUCUGUCUGAAAUUUAGAGUAACCGAUGUGGGUUGACACUGCACUCUACAUGUUUUUUCUAAAAACCGGAAUGUUAAAAGAUUGGUGUUCGGCAUUUCUUUUCAAUUUUCACAUUAAGAUAUUGAUGUUAUCUUUGUUCUGAUAGACCUCAUAGUACAGUAUAGUCUAAUCAUAAAUGUAAGUCCAAAGCCUAUUGCAUAGACGCAUACACUUAGUUUCUGUGUUUGUAGGUUCUCAUCAAUCAUUUCAUUGAAGAAUCACAUGCACUUUGAUCAAAACUUCAGAUAAAAAUUCAGAAAAAAUCAGCUUGUUUCGAGCUUGGAACCGUGAAGCGAUCACUUCAAUAUUCUUAUAUUUUACUCAUUAUACAUUGCACUGAUGCAUUUAUUUAUCUAAGUAUUUUGUUAUUAUAUUUGAUUGUUUUUCUUCUCAGCUUUCAUUAUCUACAGUUUAUUCGUUAUAUUAAUGUCCAUCGUAUUGAUUUUUAUUUUGGGUCCACGUUAUGGUAAAACAAACCCAAUUAUCUUCACAUUGGUCAGUGGAAGUAUUGGCUCAUUGUCAGUUGUUGCUUGUAAAGGUAUUGGUGUAGGAUUAAAAAAUGCAUUCACUGUUGGCUUUUCAUCAAUGUUCUCAUCAUGGUUUUUUUGGUUCCUGAUGAUCUGGCUUAUUGGUGCAAUCACAAUACAAAUGUAUUAUUUAAAUCGAGCAUUAGAUUUAUUCAGUACUGGCAUAAUUACACCGUUACUAUAUGUGUUCUUCACUGGCUUUGUAAUCAUUGCAUCAACAGUGUUAUUUCAUGAAUUAAAUGCAUUGAAUUAUAUGGAUUAUGUUGGUUUAAUAUUCGGUUUGAUAUUCACAGUGUUAGGUAUUGUUAUGAUUACUGUGCUAAAGGAUUCCAAUUUCUCAUGGAAGAGCUUACGAACAUUUUUUCAGGCAAAGCAUUCAACCUACUCGUCAUCAAACAGUUCAUUUGACAUCCACAAUAAACUUUAUCGUCGUAUUACUGCAUUCAAACCAACAUUGUAUGACUGGAAAACUCGACAUGGUAGACGUUUAUCAUUCGAUCAAUUGAGUACCGAAAAGUUAAUCUCUGAUCAUCAUUCUGAUUCUGAACUCACUGAUGUUGUACAGCUAUUGCCACAUAUAACUAGUCGUAAUAUUAAUCAAAAUGGUCAUCUAAUGUCAGGUAAGGCAAAAAUGAAAAGAAUUCAAACAUUUACUGAUUCUCCACAAUUGUAUACUCUAACAAACGGAAUAGUUUCUGUCUCUACUUAAAACUUUGAGACAAACUAAACAAGAAUCAUUUCAUUUAUAAGUAUGACAAUCAUCGUAAAUGUAUAGUUGUCCUCAUAGGUGGAUGAUGCAUAUAUAUACUCUCCAAAUCACGUUAUAUAUCACAUUUCCAUUCGUGCUUUAAGUUACUUUUAUUUUCAACCGUUCCAUUUAGAUCAUUUAAAUUUCCAUCUGUACUGUAAACCCUUGAAAUAAGAAUGACAAUUACGAGUUAUUGUCUUUCACAACUAUUCUCAUAAUUUUUAUCAUGAUUAUUAUUGUCGUUACUAUAUUUCUUUCUUCCUUUUUGUUUUGAAUAAUUCUAAUUAGAUUUUGUAUAGGAUAGUAUUUUCUGAUUGUUAAUAAGUAGUAUAAGUUGGUUUAUUUUUUCGUUGUUGCUUUCCCCCCCCUCCAUAUUUAUGGAACAUCAACCACCUAUACUUUUAUUACUGAUUAUCUAAUUAGAAUUAGAUAAUCUUAUAUUUGACUAAUAUUAUUAAUUUUAUAAAUUGUAUGAACAUUAUUUAAGCAAAUUAUUCAGACUACUUAUUAAUUUAUUGAAUAAUUAACUUUAUUAUUUAUUUAUAUAUCCAUUUACUUAUUCAUUCAUUCAUUCAUUCAUUCUUAUUUACAAACAUUGAUAUGUAAACAAAAUGAGCAUAUUUGAAUGAGAUUUGAAAUUGCAGUUUAGUGUUGUUGUUUGUUUGUUUUUCUAUGCUGUUUUCUUGAUAUGAAUUUUUUUGUUUCAAUUUUAGAAUCUAAUAAAUAAAAACAAAAUUAUAAUCAGAGAAAGGUUUUUAUGGAUGUUAUAAUAAUUUAAUAGUUGAGUUCAUGAGUAGACGGUGGAGCAAAUUCGUAGAUUAGUUAAAGUUAGACAUUAACACCGUUGGAUAUCGACCGGUUCGCGCUUGCAUGCGAGACCGAUAGGUAUUGGGUUCGAAUUUCACGAAGUAGGACCGUGGAUACACACUACUGAGGAGUCUCAUACUAGGACGAAACGACUAUCCAGUGCUUUCACGUUUUCCGUAUUCGUCUGACUUCAAUUAACUCAUCAAUUCAACUAUUAAAAAAAUAAGAUCCAUAUUGUCUUUUUUAAUCUUAUUGUUAAUUUUGUUUACAAGAGAAAAUCUUUUUUAAAGUUGAACGUAAUUAUCUUUACUUAAUAUUAUAUUACCUUAUAAUGAUAAUACAAUCAGUUAUAAUAUGUAUGAACCCUUCAUUGGAAAAUCUUUAAUUGAUUUAUUCGAAUAUUUUAUUCUAUCUAAUGUUGGUUUUAUUUGGUACAACUAUGAAAGAAAAAAAAUCAUCUAUUCAUUUGAUAACUAUGUUAAUCUAUUUAGAUUUACUAUACUUGAGGGGGGGGAAACAGAGUAUGAUGUAAUUACAAAAUAUCACUUAAUAAGGUAGAGAUUAUUAGUUCAGCUUAAAUAAAGAUUAUAUUGAUCUAACAGUACAAUGGUUGAACAUUCUAAAACAUCGAUACUUAUACUACUACCUAGUUUUAUUCAUUAUUAUCUUUCUAAUGGUCGAUUGGUUAAACAUACUUCAAUGGUACUGAGUUAACUAAUCAUAUGUCAAUGUUAUAUGAAAUGUGAUUUUUUGUACCAAAACUGACAUCAAGUUAGAUUUUCAAUGAUUUUCUGAAAUGAUUUUAUGCUCACUCAGUUAUUAAUUGUUAAAUGUUGUGUUAUUUAUUUUUGUGUGUACAUAGUUGUGUAUUUUAUUUCAUUAAAUGCAACAUAAUAAUGAAUCACUAGUCAACCUAUUCGAUCAAAGGGCGAGACUCUAAUUUAUGGAUGAGCCAAUCAGAAGCGUUUGAUGAAUUUCAAGGUCACAGAGUUAAUUUCAAUACCUGAUACUCACAUACGACCGGUUUACAGCGGAUUUUAGAGAAGAGGUGAUUAUUGAGCGGCUACAAGAGAUGAGACUACUAAGAAGUUCCUGUACCUGUGACUGCGGUACAGUGUGCAGACUAUCAUGAUGAGAUUGUAUUUCGUUGUUCUUUAUGUUGGAGAAGAAAGUCUGCUCGAACGGGGACUUUCUUCGCUCGAUCGCGACUGAGGCGAAUCAUGAUAAUAGUUGCAAAUUGGAUUAUAAAGGCACCAGUAACACUGGCUGCGGCAUUUGCAGAUGUUACUGAAACUCCAGCCGUCCAGUGGUAUGAGUAUUGUCGUGAUAUAUGUGCACUUAAAAUGACACGUCUACACGAAUCAUUCGGAGGAGUCGGAAGUAUUGUGGAAAUAGAUGAAACAGUAGUGCGAGAGCGAAAAUACAACAGAGGACGUAGUAUCAAGGAAGAUUGGCUAAGUAGCACUUCCGUAAAUAUACUUGACAGGUACUUGGAAUUUAUGAUCGCUCAACGCAAAAGGGGCAUUUCCAGAGGGUGACAAACCGUCAAGCAAGCACAAUAAUACCAGUUAUAAAGGAAUACGUGCAGCCGGGCACUACGUUAUAUACAGAUGAUUGGAGAGCGUAUAUAUGCCUUCAUAGACUUGAGUAUGUCCAUCAUGUCGUAGUGCAUAAACGCCAUUUCGUCGACCCUACUACCGGCGUUCAUACUAACAACAUUGAAGCCAUGUGGUCGAGAUUGAAGGAAUUUUUAAGACCGUACCAUGACUCCAGAGGACGACUAUUAUGGAGCCAUAUGAACGAGUUCCUAUAUCGUAUGCAUUAUGAUUUCAGAACAUCUGAAUCUUUAUCAAACGUUAACAAGUUUUUAAAUCACGUAAAAGAAGAAUAUCCACUGUAAUUCAUUAGUUUCUUAUAAUAUAUAUUUACUUUAUA